CCGACUGGAAUGGGAAACAUUACACCGCUCUGCUGAACUACUGGAGCGGUGAGCUCUGCCCCCCAGGGCCGGCUGCCCGCUCCCCCUCCCCGCUGGCCGGGUAUAAAACCAUCGCUAGGGGACGCAGCCCUCCCUGUCUGCAGCUUCCUCCCAAGCAGCAAACCGGGAGACUAACCGUUCUGAGUAGCUGCGCCAGGCUGAGCUGAAGGUGCCCCCACCUCCCACCUGCCCCGCCCGCCCCCGGGCAGCGGAGCCCAGCUCUCCCCGGCACCAUGGCCGCGUGCGAGCUGACCGAGCUGGAGACGGCCAUUGAGAAAAUCGUCAGCAUCUUCUUCACCUACGCGGCCCGGGAGGGCAAGAAGGGGACGCUGACGGCGGGGGAGUUCAAGGAGCUGGUCACGCUGCAGCUGCCCAACCUCAUGAAGGACGUGGGCUCCCUGGAUGAGAAGAUGAGCAGCCUGGAUGUGAACAACGACGAGGAGCUGAAGUUCAGCGAGUACUGGCGGCUGAUCGGGGAGCUGGCCAAGGACAUCAAGAGGGAGAAAGUGGGGAAGAAGAAGUGACCGGGGGCAGGGAGGGCUGGAGGGGCAUCCUGGGCCGACCUGCUCACUCCAGCCAUGAAUAAAGCGUUGCCUCCGUG
This is a messenger RNA of Mauremys reevesii (Reeves's turtle), 640 nucleotides long. It is a transcript of the gene S100A13, whose product is annotated as S100 calcium binding protein A13. The transcript has 3 exons. The record is from RefSeq and is a predicted model, not a curated record. Gene Ontology annotation, cellular component: perinuclear region of cytoplasm. Gene Ontology annotation, molecular function: RAGE receptor binding. NCBI's taxonomy places the organism in Eukaryota, Metazoa, Chordata, Testudines, Geoemydidae. Gene Ontology annotation, biological process: positive regulation of cell population proliferation; positive regulation of canonical NF-kappaB signal transduction. The coding region runs from base 273 to 563 and encodes 96 amino acids.